Juglans regia (Persian walnut) is the source of this 2775-nucleotide messenger RNA. RefSeq lists its product as uncharacterized. NCBI's taxonomy places the organism in Eukaryota, Viridiplantae, Streptophyta, Magnoliopsida, Fagales, Juglandaceae. The record is from RefSeq and is a predicted model, not a curated record. The transcript has 6 exons. The coding region runs from base 1 to 2775 and encodes 924 amino acids.
AUGGAUUUGGGGAUUUUUGUGCUUACGGUCUACUCUGUUAUUGCCACUGGCUCCUUGCGCCAUCACCAUUGUCCACGUUCACCAAGUCACCUGCAUUAUAAAUUUUGGAUUUUAGGGCUUAGAAUGAGAGGAAUAUGCUCGGUCUAUGCAUGGAUUUGGGGAUUUUUGUACUUACGGUUUGAUUUGAAAUCAUCAGCAGCAAAGGAAUACCAUAUGGGGAACAUGAUGCAACACCAACUUGCUAGCUUAAAUUGGCUUAGUCAUCUCUACGCUUCUUGGCUAUAUCAUGGAAAACAACCUGCAAAAAGAAUCCUGUAUAAAGAUUUACCAGAAGAGAAGAAGGAGGAGAUUCGUAGAAAGCAAAGAGAAAGAUAUGCUAAACAAAGAGCAUAUAGAAGCAACUCGAUUCGUAUUAAUGAUUCGACAUCAUUUGGUGAUGAUGAUUCUAAUAGAUCUGUUGGUGAUCAAACGACUACGUCGAUUGCUCGAUAUUCAAACAAUGACGUCCAAUAUACAGACAACAUUGAAGACUUUAGUCUUGUUCAAAGAGUAUCAAAGAGACAACGAAAUUCUGAUAUUCAUAUCGGUAUCACUGAAGAUGAUUCGUCUCGUGAAUCAUGUGUUCUUCAUGGUGUUGAUGUAUGUGUCAUUAAUUCGGAGACACAUUCAUCUAUAACCAAUGUCUCUGAAUCUUCUAAUCAACUCUUUAUCCAGCAGGAUCCAUAUGUUGUUCGAGAGGAGUCAAGCUAUGGUCAGUCGCAUCACAGUUCUACUGGAUUGAGACAAUUGUUGAAAGUAGUGCCAUCUGAAGCAUAUUCUCUACCAUUAAUACCCAGCUGCAUACACUGUAAAGCAAAGCGAUUCUGUCAUGAAACAACUGGCUUUUGCUGUGCUGAUGGGAAAAUUUAUUUAGCCACAAAUGAUGUUCCUGAUCAGCUUUAUGCAUUGUUCACCUCCAACACGGAUGAAUCUACACAUUUUAGGACUUACAUUCGAACUUAUAACAACAAGUUCGCUUUUACAUCAUUCGGAGUGAAAUUUGAUAAAGAUCUAUGUAGGGGAAAUAGAGGAAUUUAUACUUUCAGAACUCAGGGACAGAUCUAUCACUACAUCAACGAUUUGCUUCCUUCAAAUGGUUGUCCUUCUUAUCUCCAGUUGUAUUUCUAUGAUACAGAGCAUGAAUUAGAAAAUCGCAUUUCUGAUUCAAAUAGAAUGGAUCCAUCAAUUAUAGCUCAACUCAUCAAUAUUCUUCGCAUCAAUCCAUAUUCCAUUUUUUUCCGUUCUCUUGGUGAUUUGCCAGAUUUAGAAAAUCAAAAAAUCCGCAUAAGAUCAGAUGCUGGCCUAGAUCAACUUGUAUUUAAUGCCCCUACUUCUUCACAAGUUGCAGCAAUAUGGGUAGAAAAUGAUGAUGGAGGUCAACUAAGAGGACGUGAUAUUUUUGUCUUUAACCAUUCUGGUGGAAGUCAUAUAGUUCAGUACUAUUUUGGAUGUUAUGAUCCGCUGCAAUAUCCAUUAUUAUUUCCUUUUGGUGAAAUUGGUUGGCAUCAAGGAAUUGAAGGGGUAAGUAGAGGAAGAAGAUCUACACAUAACGAAACAAGUCGAUCAAUAAAUCCUCAACAAUCAGGAACUGCAGAUGAAUUACUUGCAAGAGAAGAACGAGCAUUAAACAGAGAAAGGAAGGAUCCGAUUGUUUCUUGUCGUGAAUAUUAUUGUUACAAAUUGCAAAUAAGAGAAAAUGUCAGAUCAAUUUUACUACUUUCUGGUCGACUACUGCAACAAUUUGUAGUGGAUAUGUAUGUCAAAAUCGAGACAUCAAGAUUAGAUUAUUUUAGAAAUAACCAACAACAUAUCCGAUCAGAGGUAUAUCAAGGUAUUGUUGAUACCAUUACGCUUGGGGAAACAAACGCUUCUAAUGUUGGGAAACGGAUUAUACUGCGUUCGUCAUUUAUUGGAGGUCCAAGAGAUAUGAGGAAAAGAUAUAUGGAAGCAAUGGUUUUAGUUCAGCGAUAUGGCAAACCAGACAUUUUCUUAACAAUGACGUGCAAUCCAAACUGGCAAGAAAUUACAAACGAAUUAAGUCCGCAUGAGGAGAGUCAGAAUCGACCUGACUUGGUUGCUCGGGUCUUCCAUUCAAAAUUAGAAGAAUUAAAGGAUCAAUUAUUCAAGAAGCAUAUUUUUGGUAAAGUCUCAGCAUAUGUCUACGUUAUCGAGCACCAAAAAAGAGGUCUUCCACAUGCGCAUUUUUUAAUUAUCUUACAGAAUGAUUGGAAAGUCUAUGCGCCUGAAUCUUUUGAUGAGAUCGUAUCAGCAGAGAUACCUGAUAAAAAUACAAACAUGUACUUGCAUAACGUUGUUGUCAAGCAUAUGAUGCAUGGACCAUGUGGAGCCUUGAACCCAUCAAAUGUUUGCAUGAAAAGAAAUGGUUGUUGCAAAAGUAAUUAUCCAAAGAAUUAUGCAUCUGCUACGACUGUUGGAAAUGAUUCAUUCCCAAUAUAUAGACGUAAGAACAAUGGAAUAACUGUCAAAAUUAGAGGCAAAAAUUUAGACAAUUGUUGGGUUGUGCCAUAUAAUCCAUAUCUGCUUGCAACAUUUGACUGUCAUAUCAAUGUCGAGAUUUGUUCUACAAUACAAGCAGUCAAAUAUCUUUAUAAGUACAUUUAUAAAGGGCAUGAUCGUGUUGCUUUCAACCUGGUAUCUGAACAAAACAAUCAACAAGUUGAUGAAAUCCAACAAUUCCAAUCGGCUCGAUGGAUUACUCCCCCCGAAGCUAUGUAG